Molecule: messenger RNA, 594 nt
Organism: Anisakis simplex (herring worm)
Lineage: Eukaryota; Metazoa; Nematoda; Chromadorea; Rhabditida; Anisakidae
Source: the annotation of a GenBank genome assembly
CUGUCCAGCUACAGUCGUAUGCGGGUACCGUUCGGACGGAUUUCUCGAGUGGAUAUCCUGGAGGCACGGAAAGUACUCCAGAAACUUGCCAGUCUACGAGAGGAAUUAGACAAGAAACGCAAUGAUAAGGCUGAUGUGGAGGAAAUUCAUAAAGUUUAUCGAAAACAAACCGAAACUUCGAAUCAAUUUUAUAGACUUAUGCCACUGGGUGGUUUCGAGAAUGGUUUACUACCUGUGAUUGAUAGUGAGGAUAUUGUUAAAAAUUACGAGCAAAUGCUCAGCGAAUUGCUCGACUUCGAAACUGCUGGACAGAUCAUAACGGCUGCGGCUGAGAUGCGCUCCUCAAUUGACCCUUAUCUAUACAUAUUGAACGCAAUUGAGUGUGAGUUGACGUUAAUGGAUCAUGAGUGCAUAAUGAGCCAACGCAUUUUGCAAUACAUCCAAAAUUCUUCAAAGUCUUGUCGAGUUCAAGCAAUCUAUCGUGUGAAGAGUAAGGAGGCCACACAACUUUUCAACGAGAACGCUCUCCAGAAGCCGAAUCAUCGGUAUGUUACCGCAACAUAUCAUGUUUUGUCAUUGAAAGGGCAAUUCUGA